UAAAUAAGUAAAAUCGAGAAUUUUUUAAAAAUAGUCAAACACCCGCUUCCUUCACCGGAAUUCCUAAACCCUACCACCACCUUCAACCUCCAUCACUCUUCGCCGGCGUUAGCGAACUCAAUCUAUUGAAUCACACACUCGGAUGCCCUAUCAUGUGCUCGUGUAGUAUCUUCUGUUGAUUCAUUUCUACUAGUGAAGCCGUAAAUCAACCAGAAAGAGGGAAAACGAAAGGAAGGGUUUCAAAAUGAGUACGGUAGACAAGAUGUUGAUAAAAGGUAUCCGAAGUUUCGACCCGGAGAACCGAAACGUCAUCACCUUCUACAAGCCGUUAACGCUCAUCGUCGGUGCUAACGGUGCCGGAAAAACUACUAUUAUUGAGUGCUUAAAGCUAUCCUGUACGGGUGAGUUGCCACCAAAUGCUAGGUCUGGUCAGAGUUUCAUCCAUGAUCCCAAGGUUGCAGGGGAAACAGAAACGAAGGCCCAAAUAAAGCUGCGUUUCAAGACAGCAGCAGGUAAAGACGUGGUGUGUAUAAGAUCGUUCCAGUUGACUCAGAAGGCUUCAAAGAUGGAGUACAAGGCAAUUGAGAGUGUUUUGCAGACAAUAAACCCUAACACUGGAGAGAAAGUUUGCCUUAGCUAUCGUUGUGCAGACAUGGAUCGUGAAAUUCCUGCUCUUAUGGGUGUCUCUAAAGCCAUUCUUGAAAAUGUCAUAUUUGUACACCAAGAUGAGGCCAAUUGGCCACUACAAGAUUCUUCGACUUUGAAAAAGAAGUUUGAUGACAUCUUCUCAGCUACAAGAUAUACAAAGGCAUUGGAGAUUAUUAAAAAGCUUCACAAGGAUCAGGCUCAAGAGAUUAAGCUUUCUCAGAAGGAUUUAGAGAAGCUUCAAAUUUUGAAAGAUGCUGCACUCAAGCUUCGACAAAGCAUCACUCAAGAUCAUGAAGAAUCAGAAAGACUGGGGAGUAAAAUGCAGGACUUGGAUAGACAUAUUCAAGAUGUGGAUGCGAAAAUUCGUCAAACUGAAGCUAUACUGAAGGAAAAACGUAAGCUUGAAGACCAGGUUGCCACCAAGACUGCUGAAAGAAGCGCUUUGUUUAAGGAGCAACAGCAGCGUUUUAAAGAUUUAGGAGAAGAGAAUGAUGAUACUGACAAAGAUUUAAAGGAAUGGAAUGACAAGUUUAAUGAAAGGAUAGCAGUUCUUCAAGAUAAAAUUAACAAGUCAAAUAGGGACAUUGAGGACUUAGAGAUAAAAAGAAAUAUAUCUCAGCAACAAAUCAAUAAGUACAAUGGGGAAGUCGGCAAGCUUAAGAAGGAAGCUGAAAUUUAUGAGUCCUUGAAGAAGGAGAGAGACUCGACAAUCCAAGAGCUUUACAGACAACACAAUCUGGGUUCUCUUCCAAAAACUCCUUUCAGCAAUGAUGUUGUUUCAAAUCAUAUAAGUCGCCUAAAGUCAAGAUUGAAAGAUCUUGAGCGUAACUUAGAUGAGAAGAAGAAAUCUAUGGAUGAAGAGCUUAGGGUAGCAUGGGAUCUUUACAGUGAUUCAAGUGACCGAUGUAAAAAUGUUGAGGCUGAAAAGCGUGCUAAGUCAGAGAUACAGCGUGGCACAAUGGCCCGAAAAAAAGAAAAAGAAAACGAGCGUGAUAAAUUGGAGCGUGAUAUUUCUGAUGACAAAUUGCGUCUGAUUGAUCAGAAAGAAAAGAGCCUUAGUAUUGAGGUUGAAAGAUUGAGUAAGCAGCUUACCGAAGGAGAUUUUGAGACUAAAAUACAGAGAAAGGCAGCAGAGGUACAAUCUCUUGCAAUUGCAGUUAAAAAACUUGUUGAUGAGAAAGACGAAAUGGCUGCGGAUGCGGAAGAGAGAUUUUCACUAUCUAUAAAGAAAAGGGAGUUGGAAAGUCACAAGAAAAAACACAAAAAAAUUCUAGACGAACACAAGAAUAAAAUCAAAGGAGUCUUGAAAGGGAGGCUACCUCUGGACAAAGAUUUGAAGAAAGAAGUCUCUCAAGCUCUAAGGGCGCUUACAACUGAGUAUGAUGAUUUGAACUCAAAGUCGCGUGAAGCUGACAAAGAUGUUAGUGCAAUGCAACUAAAAAUACAAGAUGUCAGCAAUAACCUGGCCAAGCUUAACAAAGAUAAAGACUCUAGAAGGAGAGUUAUUGAGUCAAAGCUUCAAACUCUGGGUCAGAAUUCUGCCAACAUUGAAUCAUAUGUCAAAGUCUUGGAUGUAGCUAAAGAAAAAAGGGAUGUCCACAAAAGCAAGUACAACAUUGCUGAUGGUAUGCGACAAAUGUUUGAUCCUUUUGAACGAGUUGCUCGUGCACAUCAUAUUUGCCCUUGCUGUGAGCGUCCUUUCUCAGCUCAAGAAGAAGACGACUUUGUUAAAAAGCAAAGAGUCAAAGCUGCAAGCUCUGCAGAUCGUAUGAGAUCGUUAGCUGUGGAAUCUUCAGAAGCAGAAUCAAACUUCCAACAAUUGGAAAAACUUCGAUUAAUGUAUGAAGAAUACAACAAAAUUUGCAAAGAAUCAAUUCCCCUUGCAGAGAGGAGUUUAGUCGAGCUGAAAGAGGAGUUGGACCAAAAAACUCAAGCUCUUGAUGAUGUCUUGGGUGUUUUAGCUCAAAUAAGUUCUGAUAAGGAGUUAGUUGAAUCUUUGAUGCAACCCGUAGACACGUGUGACAGAAUUCUUAGUGAAAUACAACAGCUGCAGCAGGAAGUUAAUGACUUGGAGGAGAGACUUGAUUUGUGUGGGGUAGGUGUCAAAUCCAAGGAAGAAAUGCAACGUGAGAUUCGUACUGCUGAAUUUACAAAGGAAAACUCAGAAAGAGAGUUGGAAAAGUUACGAGAGGAAAGAAGGGAUCUGGAGCUUAAUUUUCAAAGGGUUUCUUCCAGAUGGCAUCUUGAGCGAGAACAAAAAACCAAAUCGGAGAUGGGCUUAAAGAAUCUAGUGAAGUUGGAAGAGGAGCUUGAGCAAAUAGCUGAAGAGUCAAAUCAACUUGACAUUGAGAUGAAGCAUUUACAAGAGUCUGUUGGCCCUUUAUCCAAGGAGAUGGAAAAAUAUAGAAGUGCUCAUGACAAUAAGAAAAAAAAACUCAGCCAAGAAUACGAAGAAGAAGCUGAACUGAAAAGAAAGUUUCAUCAGGGUGUUGACAUGCUUGAUAAACUGAUCUCCAAGAUUGAAUGGUAUGAAAAAGAAAAUAUCCUGGACAAACUGAAAGAUGUGGAAGAAAAACUGCAUGUAGAAAAUUCCAAGCUUCAAAACUACAAAAUGAGAAAUCAGGAAAUCUCAGCUGAAGUGAGCAAAACUGAAAAGCUGGUGCUAAAUCAAGAUAAUUUAAAACGUAAUAUUGAGGACCAUCUGAGGUAUAGAGAGGUAAAGGCGAAAGUAGAGGCGUGUACUCUUGAGAUUGAAUCCCUGGAGGAAAGAAUACUAGCCAUGGGUGGCAUUUCUGCCUCCGAAGCUCAUCUUGGAAAGCUUACUAAAGAAAGAGAGAGGCUUCUUUCUGAGCUGAACAAGUGCCAUGGUACAUUGGCUGUAUAUCAGAAGGCUAUCUCAAAGAAUAAACUUGAUCUUAAAAAUCCUGAAUAUAAAGAAAUCGACAAACGGCAUUUUGAUCAGCUACUCAAGCUCAAGACUACUGAGAUGGCGAACAAGGAUCUGAAUAAAUAUUACAAUGCACUUGACAAGGCACUCAUGCGGUUCCACGCGAUGAAAAUGGAAGAAAUAAAUAAAAUUAUAAGAGAAUUAUGGCAGCAAACGUACAGAGGGCAGGAUAUUGAUUACAUUAGUAUCCAUUCAGAUGCUGAAGGUGGUGCUACAAGGUCUUAUAGCUACAAGGUUGUUAUGCAAACUGGUGACGCUGAGCUUGAAAUGCGAGGAAGGUGCAGUGCAGGUCAAAAGGUGCUUGCUUCACUUAUCAUUAGAUUGGCAUUAGCAGAAACCUUUUGCCUUAACUGUGGAAUACUUGCACUUGAUGAACCAACCACCAAUUUAGAUGUUCCAAAUGCCGAAAGUCUUGCUGCUGCUCUCGUAAGAAUUAUGGAAGAUAGGAAAGGGCAGGAGAAUUUUCAGCUGAUAGUAAUUACUCACGAUGAGCGAUUCGCUCAACUUAUUGGUCAACGCCAGCAUGCAGAAAAAUACUAUCGGGUUGCAAAAGAUGACCACCAGCAUAGCAUCAUUGAGGCCCAAGAGAUCUUUGAUUGAACCACACGAAUGUUUUGGUGGUAAUGGGAAACUGUGAAAAGUGAAAAGCAUCCAACCAUCAUGUACUUAUUACUAUCAUCAUUAGAAAAAAAAACCCAAUGACGUCAGCAUGACUAAUUUAGUAAUGGAGUAGAAAUGGGGUAAAUAUAAAACCCUCCCGACAUAUUUAUCGCAUAUCAAUCAUUUUACGUACGAUUCUUGUUCAAUUCAGAAGGGAGAUUUUGAAAAAAAAAACAUGUGCUUUUCAAUCAACACCCUAUACGCCACCAUGUGCAUAGGCCCACCAUCAACACACACUCUCUUUCUAAUAAUGACAACCAUGUGGUGGUGAUUACUGAUGAUGGCGGUGGUGUAGAGGGUUCUGGUGGUGGGGACCGGUGGUGGUGGUAUAGGAUCCCUAUACGUCCCCCUUUGCAACUUGACAUAAAUCAUUUAGCUCUUAGUCUUUAGAUCUUAUGACUUAUGUCCCUCCAUGUCUUUUGGCUUUAUGCUAUCUUAUCCUUUCACCUACUUAGUAGAU
Molecule: messenger RNA, 4715 nt
Organism: Lactuca virosa
Lineage: Eukaryota; Viridiplantae; Streptophyta; Magnoliopsida; Asterales; Asteraceae
Source: the annotation of a GenBank genome assembly